Molecule: messenger RNA, 903 nt
Organism: Phytophthora infestans T30-4
Lineage: Eukaryota; Oomycota; Peronosporomycetes; Peronosporales; Peronosporaceae
Exons: 1
Coding region: 1-903 (300 amino acids)
Cellular component (GO): membrane
Source: RefSeq, a predicted model, not a curated record
AUGACUGUCCACCGCGAAGAAUGGGAGACGCUAGUUGUGGCGGCGGAGCUGGUGGCGACGCUGUGCACGUCGUUCUGGUUGAUAACACGUCGCUCUGGUCGCGUGGACGCGCGUCCUCUCUCUAGCGAGCCCGCUGCCUUGCUACAGCCUCGCAGUUGCUGGUCGUUGCGAGCUUUGCUGGCGUUUAGAGCCGCGGCGACGACCUUCUUCGUGCUGAUCCAAGUAUGGGACGUGUAUCGCUCUAGAGGUCGCUGUCUGGCCUUCUACACGUCGUGGAACUUUAUUCUUCAGGGCACAUACUUCUUGGGGGCUGCAUGGCGCACCAGAAGCCACUUACAACGUCGCUUAGACGAGAGAACGGCGAGUUACACGGCCCUAGUGGACGAUAGCGAUGAUGGAACCGGCAGCCCCUUUGCCCGACGAAGGAGGAUUAUUAGAGGAAGUGGUCUACACUGGAUCGACCUGGAGUUGCUAUUGGACGUUUGCUUAGCCGCGUCGCUGCUCAUCUGCGUCGUGGUGUGGACGGUAUUGUACCCGUAUGCAGUCAAGAUCGGCCACCCCGAGACGAUCUUGAACGGAGUGAGUUACUGCCAACAUGGCGCGAAUGUAAUAUUGCUACAAAUUGACUUCUUGGCUACAAGACACCUGGUAUCAAGAGAUGCGUUGCCUCUUAUUAUGGGUUGGCCGUCAGUAUACGCUGUCUUUGCUUGGAUUGUUCAUAGCACGGUGGCUAAAGGCUUUUGGCCUUAUCCAUUCCUCAAGCUGGAUACGCCAUGGGCUCCAUUUUGGUAUGGCGGGCUAUUGGCUGCACACAUCAUGGCACUGAUGCUGGCAAUGCUGCUGUCAAAGGCCAAGCACAAGCAGCAGAGAACGGUAUCGUUCGCAGACCAAGUCGAAGUUUAA